Molecule: messenger RNA, 2545 nt
Organism: Carassius carassius (crucian carp)
Lineage: Eukaryota; Metazoa; Chordata; Actinopteri; Cypriniformes; Cyprinidae
Product: fatty acyl-CoA reductase 1-like
Exons: 12
Coding region: 639-2186 (515 amino acids)
Biological process (GO): long-chain fatty-acyl-CoA metabolic process
Cellular component (GO): peroxisome
Molecular function (GO): alcohol-forming very long-chain fatty acyl-CoA reductase (NADP+) activity
Source: RefSeq, a predicted model, not a curated record
UAUAAAAUAGAAUGUUCCCUUGUCGUUCGUAUUAGAAGAUUUCUUAAAACAUUUUAAAAGCCGGAUAUUAAAGAGAACAUUCAAAAAUAACAUUUUCAUAAACGUUCUUAGAACUUAUUUUUGUUAGCUGGGUCUUCAAGUGCAAAUUUAUCGUAUUUCCUUAAGAGGUUAAAACAGUUUGAACAAGUUAUUAUGGACAAACUGAGUUAUGCGAGGAAUAAUAAAUGUCCUGUUGAGUAUUUGAUGCAGAUGAAUUAUUUAAUCUAGGUAUCCAUCAACACAUUUAGGAUCUGUUUAACACUCCUAAUCUGUCAGUAAUGAAAGCCACUUUGUUUUUUUUUUACUCAAAAACCUAUGGAUUUUUCUCAUGCAGUGCUGAUAAGAAAAAACAUUAAAACCGACUAGCCCUGAAUGAGGAAGUGCACAGCCGAAGGCAGAAGUAGAAGGUAGAAGGUGUAUUGAGUGGUUUUGUCUUGGAUACACACCCAGUUCAUACACAUACUGUGUCUCCAGAAGCGCGUUCACUACAGUUCUGUGAAGCGCGCGCACGCGAGAGAGAGCGAGAGACGCGCUGCAGCGGCUCGGAACAUCUUCACCCGGCGUGAUUCAUCUUCAAGUGUUCAUCUCUCGCUGUCAUCAUGGCCUCGAUCUCGGAGUGGUACGCAGGGAAGAACGUGCUGAUCACCGGAGCCACGGGCUUCAUGGGGAAGGUGCUGAUGGAGAAACUACUGCGCUCCUGUCCAGACCUCAAGGCCCUCUACAUCCUCGUCCGGCCCAAAGCGGGUCAGUCCAUGUCUGAGCGCGUCCAGGACAUGAUGAAGUGUAAGCUGUUCGACCGCGUGCGUGAGGAUAAUCCAGACUUUCAUCAGAAGAUCGUCCCCAUCAGCAGCGAGCUCACUCAGCCCGGCCUGGCCAUAAGUCCAGAGGAUGUACAAACACUCACUUCCUGUAUACACAUCGUCUUCCACUGCGCCGCCACCAUCCGCUUCGACGAGCCCCUGAAGCAUGCGCUGCAGCUGAACGUCAUCUCCACGCAGCAGCUCCUCUCUCUGGCGCAGCAGAUGCAUCACCUGCAGGCCUUCAUCCACAUCUCCACCGCCUACGCCAACUGCAACCGCAGACACAUCGACGAGGUCAUCUACCCUCCUCCGGUCGAGCCCAAGAAACUCAUCGACUCUCUGGAGUGGAUGGAUGACAGUAUGGUCUGUGACCUCACACCCCGUCUGAUCGGUGACCGGCCGAACACUUACACCUACACCAAAGCGCUGGCCGAGUGCGUGGUGCAGCAGGAGAGCAGCAGACUCAACAUCGCCAUCAUACGGCCGUCCAUCGUGGGAGCCAGCUGGCAGGAGCCGUUCCCCGGUUGGAUCGACAACUUUAAUGGACCGAGUGGUAUUUUCAUUGCUGCUGGGAAGGGCAUCCUGCGCACCAUGAGAGCCAGUAAUGACGCGGUGGCCGAUCUGAUUCCUGUAGACGUGGUGAUAAACCUGAUGCUGGCGGCCGGCUGGUACACCGCGGUGCACAGACCGAAAACUGUGCUUGUGUACAACUGCACCACCGGAGGCAUUAACCCUUUCCACUGGGGCGAGAUCGAGCAUCACGUGAUGUCCACGUUCAAGAGGAAUCCUCUGGAGCAGGCUUUCCGUCGGCCAAACGCCAACAUCACGUCCAAUUACCUGAUCAACCAGUACUGGACCCUCGUGAGCCACAAGUUCCCUGCGCUCCUCUAUGACCUGAUCCUGCGACUGUCCGGACAGAAACCUCAGAUGAUGCGUAUUUUCAACCGUCUGCACAAAGCCAUCGGUCUGCUGCAGUACUUCAGCAGUCAGGACUGGGAGUGGAACUCAGACAACAUGAACAUGCUGAUGAACCAGCUGAGCGCCGAGGACAGGAGGACCUUCAACUUUGACGUCCGCCAGCUGAACUGGCCCGAGUACAUCGAGAACUACUGUAUCGGCACCAAGAAGUACGUUCUGAACGAGGACAUGUCUGACAUCCCGGCCGCCAGACAGCACCUGAGGAAGCUGAGAAACAUCCGAUACACGUUCAACACGCUGCUGCUGGUCUUCAUCUGGCGCGUCUUCAUCGCUCGCUCUCAGAUGGCCAGGAACAUCUGGUACUUCGUCGUGAGUUUGUGCUUCAAGUUCCUGUCCUACUUCAGGGCUUCCAGCACUCUGACCCAAUGACCGGAGCGACAGGAAGUGUGUGUCCUUGUCCUCCAAGCACUUCCUCUUCCAGAGACGUCUUCAGCCGUUCUCACUAAAACACACACACACACACACAGGUGUUACUUCAGCUUUCCUUACCAACUGCUCAUCGCACUCCAUUCCUCCAUAUCAUGUUUUUAAAGAUGUCCUUUUUUAUAAUGACUAUGAUGAACAAUGAUUAUAUAUGCAAUGCAUUUUACAAUAUUUCUCUUUUACAUUCUCAUCGCCAUCCAAAAUCCAGAGACACUGCCUUUGUGUCUCCUGAGGAUUUUAGCCUUCUCGACUCCAGACUUCUCUUUGUGAGCGUGUGUUUGUCUUUUAAUGGUUCUGAUACCAUG